AUGGCGACUCAAAAUUUGGCCUCCGCUAUGGCGGCGUGGAACAGAACAAAGAUAUAUCCAAUCUCAACAGGCCCUCCAGUUUCUCAACCGCCCUUUGCAGCUAUUUCGAACGGGUUGUGGGAAUUGCCUUGGGAAUUACCGUGGGAUUUGCCGUUUGCACCUGCUCCAUCUAGACCGUGGUUUAGCAUCAUGUCUUCGAGGGGUAGCAGUCGAGGGUCGGGCAGUGGCUCCAGCAAGGGGAGUGAGGGCUCGAAACAUUCGAAGGGAACGCACAAAACUGUACGCAAACUCAUCGAAUCGCUUGAAACGCACCGUGUAAACACCUUAACGGAGCUCUGCCGCAUCGAGCGUUUCGCCGCAGCUUGUGACAACGAAGAAGACGCCCGCGCUUUUCAGGGCCCCAUGACCGCAGCCUGGGACUAUUACGUUUCAAGCAACCAGUUCCUCACCGAGCUUCGUGGCCUUACGCGCGACUAUCCCAUCUGCGCUGACAUUAUCUAUGCCGCCGAGGUGAGGGUCCGCAGUGAUCCAUCGUCGAACCGGAGUUGGAACUUGGCCUGGCUACUUCUGAGGAAAAUGAUUGGAGACGAUCUCGUGGCUACUUUCGCCUCUAUAGAGGCAGCCAAGCCAGAGAUGUGGGGAGAUAUGGAACCGACCGAAGAAGAGAUACGGCAACUCGCUGCGUGUUUCGAGUACGAGUGGGACCGCGCCAUCACCACCAUGCUGAGACACUGGGCCGCAUCCCCGAGGUGGUGCUAG
This is a messenger RNA of Scedosporium apiospermum, 759 nucleotides long. RefSeq lists its product as uncharacterized. NCBI's taxonomy places the organism in Eukaryota, Fungi, Ascomycota, Sordariomycetes, Microascales, Microascaceae. Bases 1 to 759 code for a protein of 252 amino acids. The record is from RefSeq and is a predicted model, not a curated record. The transcript has 3 exons.